UGAAGACCUUUCAACUUCACAAAAACUGAGAUUGACAAACGGUCUCUUGUGUGGAAACUUUGUCACGACGCGCGUAUCGCCGCGAUUCGACGGGCGGGGAUCGGGUAUCGUGACGAAAUGACGGUAAAGGACUGAGCGAACGGAACGGGCAACGAUGGCUCGCCCGAGGCGGCAUUUUUCGCGUGUGAUUUGCGUGUAAAAUGCAGUUUGUGUUGUAGUUGGCUCGCGCACCCGUUCGGCGUCCCUCAACUUGCCUCGCAGUCCCGCCGCUCGACAUGGAUGAAUAUGACGAGGAUCCGGGGCGCAGGGCGAGCAAACUGAUGGAGAAUCUUUCCAUAUUUGACGUUUACCCAGACGCGGAUUUCAAGUCCGGCGCGUUAACGUUACCUGAGCAGAAAAGUAAGCGAAUGAAUGGCAGCUCCCCUCACGCGCCCGGGAACAAAGUCUACAGCGCGGCUCCGGUGCGCGCCGUCAACGGGAACCGACCCUCAGUGCCUUUGGAUUUCUGUUCUCCGCAAAGGGAAGCGCUUUAUCCCGCUCCCGAUGCGUACUGCACCAAAUCUGAAGUUGCCUUGCCGUGUUACAGCGGCGCGUCGGACCGGCUCAGGAGAUACACGCACGCGGAUGCGCAGGGACACAGAUACAGCACCGGCUGCGCGUACGACGGGCUCGUGCUGGGCAAGCAGGUGACCGUUUCGGGCGUGAGGAGCAACAGCAUGUGCAUGGGCAACCCCGACGGCAGGUACACGACCACGAGCCCCCGGUCCAGUUUGGCCUCGUCGCACUCGUCUCAAGAUCAGAGCAAGCACACGAGCCCUCGGUCCAGCAUCAGCAGCCCUCGGUCCAGCCUCGUGUCACCCGGCCAAGAGAAGUACUGCGAGGGCAACAGUGUCAUCAGCCCUCGGUCCAGCUACGCGAGCACGGCCAGUGACACCAGUAAACAUUCCAGUCCCAGAACCAGCCUCAACAGCUACGAUUACGGGAGCAAACCGAGCAGCAACCGAACCAGCGGCAUCAGCAUGGGCUACGACCAACGACACAUCAGCCCCAGGUCCAGCACGGCCAGCCAGUAUUCCAGCACCACCAGCCCUCGGUCCAGCUACUCGGAUUCGCGCUUCACGCCCGCGGGUAACCACGACCCGGAGGUCGCCGCGAUGCACUGCGUGCCGGUGACCAGCCCCCGGUCCAGCAUCUGCAGUCAAGACGGGGGCGCGCGCCCCGCCGGUGCGGCCAGCUGCGUGGUGAGCCCCCGGUCGAGCAUAUCCAGCCACAGCUCCAGGAGUUCGCGGAGCUCUCGGGGAUCCAUGAAUGCGUAUCCCGAGCUCCAGCUGCCCUCGCCGCAGCUGCCCUCGCCGCGGUCAUCCAUGCUGGCGCCCGGCUUACCGGAGGACGCGCUGCUGCAGGACUUCGCGGAGCCAAACGGCCCUCAUAACUGCCGCGUCCACCUUCAAACUUUCCCCGUGCUGGAAGAGCCGCCGCAGAACUCGGACGUGAGCGUGCAGUUCGGUUACGGGAAAGCGCCGGCGCAGCGCUUCAAGUUGCCUUACCAGGUCACUCCGUCCCGGGACAGCGGCCCCAGUCAGGCGGAGCGGCACCUGGAGGCCCUCACCCUGGAGCUGGAGAAAGAGCUCGAGAUGCACAUGAAGAAGGAGUAUUUCGGUAUCUGUAUAAAGUGUGCUAAAGGUGUUUAUGGAGCGAGUCAAGCGUGUCAGGCGAUGGGGAAUCUGUAUCAUACAAACUGCUUCACCUGCUGCUCAUGCGGACGGAGGCUGCGAGGGAAGGCUUUCUAUAAUGUGAACGGAAAGGUUUACUGUGAAGAAGACUUCCUAUAUUCGGGGUUCCAUCAGACGGCAGAAAAAUGUUUCGUGUGUGGUCACCUCAUCAUGGAGAUGAUCCUGCAGGCUCUGGGUAAGUCCUAUCACCCGGGUUGUUUCCGCUGCGUGGUGUGUAAGGAGGGUCUGGAUGGUGUCCCGUUCACUGUGGAUGUGGAGAAUAACAUCUACUGUGUGAAAGACUAUCACACGGUUUUUGCUCCAAAAUGUGCCUCCUGUAUCCAGCCCAUUCUCCCAGCACAGGGUUCAGAGGAAACCAUACGGGUGGUGUCCAUGGAUAAGGAUUAUCACGUUGAAUGCUAUCACUGUGAGGAUUGUGGUCUGCAGUUGAAUGAUGAAGAGGGGCAUCGCUGUUACCCGCUGGAGGGGCAUCUGCUGUGUCACCGAUGCCACCUGCACCGGUUAAAGAGCCCUCUAUCUAACCAUCCACCCCCGAGUUACCCUCUCCACGUCACUGAACUGUGAACACACGCAAGAAGAGUUUAUGACAUCACCCGUUUCACCCCUGAGAGAGAGAGAGAGGAGAUCAUGUUUGUCCACCCCUAAACAUUGAACGGAGAAAUCCGCUGUGCCUCUUGAACUCUUUCAUCUUGUUUGGUUCGUUUGUCUGUUAUAUUGAAUUUUCAUGCCCAUUCCUCUUUUCUCUUGACCGUGACUCAAGGGGUUUGACUCAGAUCAGAGAUCACGGCUUAUGUCACGCAAGGGAACCUGAACACACCGAACUCAAAACAACAGCACUGAACACAUGAACCUGACAUCUUGUGCCUUCAUCAAGAACCCUGCGUUUAAUCACUGCCUGUCAGAUGCAUUCAGGUGUGUGUGUGUGAGAGGAAUAAUUCACCCAGAAUCAUGAUUUACGCACCCGUACAUUGAUGUUCCAACGACAGGAGGGUGAGGACAUUUCUUUAAGCACAGAUAUCAAACAUACGAACUGGCAGCAGAUGAACUACAUUAUCAAAUACUUUACAUUCGGUAUGUCGAGGAAUCUUUCUGGCCAGAGUCAGAGAGGUUUCUACAAUCUGACACCAGCACAGUGAAGACGGAGAUCCAAUCUGCUGUCUCUGAAGAGCGCUGAAGCGUCACGUGCCUUCCUGCCUUAAUUACUCCAGCAGACACAUGCUUCUGUGGCUCAGGAGACUCUUAAUGGAGCGUCGAGGUGGCUGAUGUGUACAGGGGUCAGAGUUCAAGCCCGGAUGUGCAAUGACCUUCUGUUUGUCCUACAGUCAGUUUGUCGUUGUGUCAGACAUGGUGUUUUAACCUGGUGUGAUGUGUGUUAUUGGUGAAAUCUCAAUGGCUCACCCGGGUCAUCCGACAUUAAAUCGUGUUUUGCAGACCUGGAAAAGUAUGAGAAAUGUGACCGGCCGCAUCACACCUGGUUAUGACACGGUGUGUAUGUGAGAGAGAGUCUGUGUGUGUUGAUGUACACCAGUGGCAGGACCAUUGUGUGUGUGUGUGUGUGUGAGGACUCUCUCACGGAUCAGCUGUGGUGUGUGUGUGUGUGUGUGUGUGUCAUAUGUACAGUGGCUGAAAAAGUUUUGGACUGUCCUGACGACAAAGUCUAAAUGUUAUUGUAUUAAAUAACAAUUGUCUAAUUUAAAAGAAAUGUGUUUUCAAAGAAAUGCAAAAAGAUCACGAUAUCCAAAUGAAAACAAAAGGUAUUAUUUCAAAGGCUCAGAGAAGUGAAGUGAGCUGGUGACGAAUGAAAAUCUUUCAUGUUGUUUUGAGUUUUUGUCCACGGCGGUGACAGCGACGGUCACGUGCGGUGUUGACACACUGUAACAUUCAGACAUUUUUGGGAGUGCGAGUCGAUGUUCAGAUACUUUUUCAGCCUACUGUACACCGUUGUGUUACUCACAAACACAGUAAAACUACUGAAGCGCAGACACAAACAGGCUGUUUUUUGGUUUGAAUUGACUGAAUGCCUGCAAAGCAGAUUGAAAGCUUCACUCGUUUUAAAGAUGUUUCUGCUGACUGAUCACUGUACCGCAAGCACAACAUGUUUUCAGAGAAGAAGAGCAGAUGAUUUACUUCAAGGAAUAUAUUCCAGGUUAAACUGUAUGAAGAGCAUCAGAUCAUUCCCUGAAGUGUGUGUCACGUUUAAAGUGCAUAAUAUGUCGUCUUAAUUCACUUUUAAAGCAUACUACUAUUGCAUAGCACAUGCUAGAGAUCCUGUAAAUAAACCGUUUAGAAUGUAUCAGCGAUUCCUAUGGACGCUAGCUUCUCUUCUGGUAGUUCUUAAGAAAAAUGCACAUCUUAUCUUACGCUCAGAUGCAUCACACUUUUUUAUUAUUAUACAAUGUUUUGAUUUCCUAGAUAUUUCAUGAAUAAAGAAAAGGCAAAGUAGAUUUAUUUAUCUAAAAAUUAUUUAAUGUAUGAACAGUCGGGACGUAUCAUUUAACCGUAGAUUUAUGUAAUCUGCUUUUUCAAUAAAGUGGUUUUUGUAGUUAACAGUUUGUCUCG
This is a messenger RNA of Triplophysa rosa, 4292 nucleotides long. It is a transcript of the gene wtip, whose product is annotated as WT1 interacting protein. Gene Ontology annotation, biological process: regulation of DNA-templated transcription; negative regulation of hippo signaling; positive regulation of miRNA-mediated gene silencing. The record is from RefSeq and is a predicted model, not a curated record. Gene Ontology annotation, molecular function: transcription corepressor activity. The transcript is spliced from 8 exons. NCBI's taxonomy places the organism in Eukaryota, Metazoa, Chordata, Actinopteri, Cypriniformes, Nemacheilidae. Gene Ontology annotation, cellular component: P-body; nucleus; adherens junction. The coding region runs from base 276 to 2297 and encodes 673 amino acids.